AAAAGGUGUUAUGCGGCGCGUCGUGGAGCUAGCGGCGGCGGCUGCCCCGCGCGCGUGCGUCACCGCCGCCCUGCUGCUCACCUGCAUCGGUGGCGACGCCCUCGGCAGGUCGCCGUGGGUGGUCGAGCGGCCCGCGCGGCGGGCGGCCGUGGACAGCGCGACCCACGGCGCGGUGGCCCUGCUCGCGUGGACAGUGGCGGCGGCGAGCGGCGACGGGUGGAGGAACGCGGGGAGGCUGGCGGCGCAGGCGGUAUCCUGCUGCCUGCUGGCGGUGCUGAUAGACCUCGACCAUUUCUGGAUGGCUGGGUCUCUCUCGCUGAAGAGUGCGCUGUCAUUGCCGACGCGGCCGCCGCUGCACGCGACCACGGCGAUCCCCGCCGUGGUGCUGCUGCUGCAUCUCUGCAUCCGGCUAACGAACGCCGCCUCUCUGCACAGCCUCCCUCUCCUCGUCGCCGUCGCCUGGACAACGCAUCACGUGCGCGACGCGACGCGCCGGGGCUUCUGGCUGUGGCCGCUCGGCAGCACGCCGCCGCUUCCCUACUGGCUCUACGUUGCCACGGAGAUCUGCAUCCCGUACGGCAUUCUCGUCGUCAGGACGACGCUGCGCUGUGAGGUUGAGAGUGCUAACCGGGCAAGCAUCGUAUAGGAUGCAAAUUCGUGUUGACACCAGAGCUGGAUAGUUGCUGUGUUGCAGAGACCUGAGGGUCGGACAUUGAAUGCAGGUCGUAUGGUACAUUUUCCUGAAUGUGCGAACCAGUGUGGGACGACUUUGGGUUGUUCGUGGCCACGUCAUUUUCGGAAUUUCGGUGACCAUCCUCGAAGAUCCGAGAACGAGGAAAUUCGCAGAAACAUCGGAAAGCGCUUUGUUUCUCAACGGAAAGUUCUAGAUGGAGAUUCAGCUGAGUGUCUUCCCAGCUUGGAGUGCAGCACUUGUUUCCAACUUGGAAAAGAAGCUCAGCAUCUUCUUGAUUCGUAGGGCUUCUAGCGUGCCACCAAUCGUUAGUGAUAAUAUAUAUAUAAUUAUCAGAUAACCCCUGUUGGUUUGCGUUGAGAAUUCAUGCAGAAUAGGGACCACAAAUUUGAUUUAAUGCUUUUAUUGUCUCGGAACAGGAUACUUUUAGAUUUGUCUGAUUCGAAAUAUAGUUUAUCGUUUGAUAUGAUUUGGAGGUGUAGUUGUGUUACAUUCCGCGUGCUGCGUGUACAUGCAUGAAUGUAACUGUGCAAGUAGUUGCGAUGGUGAUAAUAAGACAUACGUGAUAAUCGUCUUGAUAAUGUAUGAUCGUACGAUUCAUUCUAGAGUCAGUGAGGAUGUGAGAGUUGUGCCCUGUGUGGGUGUGUUAAUAUCAGGAGUCUAUCAAUAUUGAUAUCAAUAUUGAUAGACUCCUGUAAAUAUGCCAUCUACACUCGCAUCAUUGGCGUGUGCUUGUUCACUCGUGAUCAUUGUAUUGCUACAUGUGUUACAUGCAUCGUGCUUGCAGAUAUCACGAUGAAAUGCACUAUGCUGGUGCUAUUCGCUGUAGACUUUUAAACUCUUAAACGUAAAUGUCUAAGAGUUUGACUAUGUCUACGCUUAUCAUCCCCACGACAACCACAUUGAAAUAAUUGAAUAAACGUGACCAAGUCUAAAAAUAUGUAGCUGUGGCUACACAUGGUGUAAGAAUUUGUUUUGCUGUAAACAAUAAAUUUGUUCAGUGCUGUUGA
Molecule: messenger RNA, 1701 nt
Organism: Priapulus caudatus
Lineage: Eukaryota; Metazoa; Priapulida; Priapulimorpha; Priapulimorphida; Priapulidae
Product: transmembrane protein C5orf28 homolog
Exons: 2
Coding region: 11-646 (211 amino acids)
Source: RefSeq, a predicted model, not a curated record